AUGGAGCCCUUAGAGGCUCCACAUAGCGGGGCUUCUAACAGUGGAGUCCUGCAGAUAGAAGGAAAUGAAGCCUCAGCUGAUCUUCAACCUUCACACACCGUCAAUAUGAAUGAGCAGCGAGGCAGUUAUCGCAGUGAUACGGGUGCAGCGAAUACCCCAAAAGGUAGAUUUCAUCGACGGGUGGGAAAAAAAAGCAAAGCAAAGGGAGAACCGCCCCUGCAGACAGUGGAAUGGAUUGACUUGCACAAUCAGAACCGCGUCAUCCGGCUGGUCCCUGCCGCCGAAAUCCUGCCUGCAGCAGCUCCAGAGAGGGAAAUCAAAAGCCCGGGCAUUGAUUCGCCCGAAGAUGAUGUUGGGGAGAAGAAAGAGGGAACCGAUAAGGAAGCAACUACCCUCCCGACACCUAAAGACCUCUGUGUGCGAAUCCCCUUCUCACAUCGCUGCGUAGUCGUGUACACAGAACAUUCGCAUUCAACUGCCAACAGCUGUUCAUGGCCUCCGAAAUAUGGAGCUUCACUUCCAUGGCAGCAGCGGCUGUUUUGCUGCUUCAGAAGAGCCGAUGGUGUGGGGGAGACCCGAGAGAGUAGUGCGGCGUACAGCUACAUGUGCGGCCACAUCUUGCAGGAGGCUGCCUGGCGUAUUAGCGAGGCAACCGGUCUAACAGUUGACCCAUUUGCCGACGAAGGCCAUCAAAAUUUGCCCGCUCUGUUGUUUCUCUCUGCCAGCAGCUCAGUGGACACCAACAAACGUGGAUCCUCCUCCUUCAGGGAUCCAGAGGCAGCCAAGGCGGCAUUGCUUCAGAGCACCAAAGUAGCGCUUUUGCUUGAAUACUACGAGAGGUUACUCGCCGCAGAAACAAUGCAGUUAGUCCCUAAAGGGGGCCGCAGCUGCCCCCCGUUUGCUGCUUCUGAUGCUUCUUCGGAUGAUCUACUGAGCUUGAAGCCUUCCUCGCGUUUUCCACGCUCUCUGCUCUCGACGCCUUUCUUCAGUUGUCUGCCCAUUGCGCCCUGGCACUUGUGGUGGCCAAAAGAAUCGCUGGACCCGGAGCACCGCUGCUCCUUUCGGGUGUCUGUACAGCUGCUGCACGUUUCGCUGUCUGACUGCCACUUGUUCCGCGAGGAAGACCUGUUGGCACAGAAACUGCUAAGUGCGUACGAGGUGUACGCAUACCUUGCUCGCUGCUCCAGCGGCGAGCAACUGGCAGCCAAACUUCGCAGUUGUAUCCAGUACACGAAGGAAAUGCGAGAGAGCUGCGGCCUCCCUCGGGAACUGCAACCCUUGUUGCAAGCUGCUGCUGCUGCCGUCGCCGCGUACAGGCGGGACCAACCGCCGGAUGUACAACAAGCUCUGCUGCUGCAAAGUCUUCAGCAAAUGCAGCAGCUUCCCCACCAGGUGCAGCAACUCACGGGGUGGCUGUGCAUCUUGAAAGCGGAAUAUCCACAGCUGUGGAAGCAGUGGCUUGGUCAUCUGCAGCAAAGACGCUUGUUGCGGCUGCAGAGGGAUCAGCAGCGUCAGCAGUUUGCUGCUGCUGGAGAAGCCAUCGAGAAGCUUUGGCAGCAGCUGCAGCGCCAGAGGGACUUGCAGCAGUUCGACUGCACCGGCCUCCAACUGCAGCUGCUGCUCCUCUCCAAGGAAGAGGAGACUGAGCGGCAACAGCUUGGCGAGGAGAUAGCAGCAGAAGUAGAAGAGUUGUUGACUUAUGCUGUUGAUACAGCGCCUCCGCAGCAGCUUCCUCCCUUUGACUUUCCGGGUGUAUAUACAGCAAUUUUACACAAACUUUUCGCCUCGUGCACGCCUCUUCCAGGAAACCCUGUUCGUUUGCUACUGCUGUCCUCUAAAGAACACCACGAGACAGGAGAGGGCAUGGAUGCCCCUGCAUCCUCAUCAGCAGCUACAGCAGAAGAAUCAGCUUCUGUGGAGGGGGGAGGUGCAGCACCAUCAGCAGUAGGAACAUCAAGCAACGAUCGGCCUUUACCCCUGCAGGAACAGCUGCGUCGGUGUCUAUGCAGCGCACUGACAGCCACUGUGGGCUGCCGAGUUAACGAGCGAUCUGCUGGGGGCCAGAAGCAUUUGCCACUACAUUUUCCCUUUUUCUCAACUGCUGCUGCCUUCCCUAUUGCUUCCCCCGUGCCUCCUGAGAACCUGCCGCUGCAGUACAGGCAGCAGCUGCUACAGCAGCAGCAACAAACACACCAGGUGCUCGCUUCUUUUCACGCUAUCCUCAACGAACCUCUCGACUCUGUUGCGCUCCAUGUCGGCUUCAAUCAUCCCGGUCUUCUUAAGCCUAUUGAGGCUCUUGUGGCUGUACCCUUGCCGCCUCAGCUAUCUGCUAUGAGGAGGGAGUUCCUCCGCAGAAAUUCCAUGGCCGGAGAACCUUCGAGUGCCUACCAUCCCUCCCCUGUGUCAUUCUGCGUAGACCUACCCUUCAGCACCUUUAGCACCAGCAUCCACCAGCAGCAACAUCAGCAGCAGGAGGCAGACGCAACAGACAUUGAAGCUGCCAGAGCCUACCCUGUGCAAGGUGGUUCCAUAAACUCUUUACAGGAACCUCGAGAGCCCUCCAUUCGGCCUCUGCCGUCCUUUCUAUCACCGGCGGCAUCUGCAGCCAGACACAGGCUGCUGCAGCAGCAGCUGCAUCAGCAGCCUCUGCUCACUACUCCCGCUUGGGGAGACCCUGUAGAAGCAGAUCAUGCAGCUUGGGAUCUAGACAGGGUCUCCGCGGCAGCUGCGCAGGUGACCGCAGGGCAACGCGGCCGUUCUGUGGUUGUUUCAGCUGCUGGUGGUGCUCGUGCUUCCUCUGUUGCCGGUGUCUCAGAGACAGUUGCUGCUGCGGCUGAGUGGCGUACAACGGCUGCAGCUCCAGGAGGUACAACUGAUAUUACUGCAGCAGCCUCUCGAAAGACUCCCUUUUCCUCUGCAGCUUCACGGCUGCGCACUGCCCUAUCUCGGUUUCCCAAUAAGGGCAAUAGAAGCCUGCAUGCCCCAGAAGCAGCGGCAACAGCAGCAGCACCAGCAGACGGAACUCCAACUAAUCACUAUAUCGAUGCCUCUUCUGCGGCAGCACCAGGUGCAGCUGAUCCUGCAGGGGCGGUGGAGGAGGCAGUCUCAGCAGCACCGCCGUCUUAUUUGCAGGAGGUCCAGCACACUGCCUCUCCCCCAAAAGAAGGCUCAGAAGAGCGGAAGGAUGGGCCUUUAUCUCCUUCUGUUUCCUUUCGCCUCGAAUCAACUACUCUUAAAGGAAUUAAAACAGGAACAGAAAUAGAAGAAAAUGCUGCGAGUGCCAUUUAUGAGACCUCUUUGGCUUCUAUACAACCCUUCGAGAAUUGUUGGCAUCUUUCGGGCUGCUUGAAGAUUUGUCUUGUGGUUGCACCUCUGCCUCGAGAGCAUGUACCUCCGUCCAGCCCCAAAUCAGCCGGCAAAGAAUGGGUGGGAAUACAGCAGGCCAAAAUCGAAAGCACAUUGCAGCAGCCGGUGGACGCGGUGUACAUACGCCGCAGGCUGCCAUCUCCUGAGGAGGCUAUGCUGCAGCCCCAGUUUAGUUCUUCAGUUGGGCUGCACUUCCAGGGGCCUCCGGGAGGGGGGGGCCCUGGGGAGGAAGGGGGGUCCUCCCCUCCAGCUCUCGCAGCUCUAGCACACCAGGCCCAGGCCAGCAUGCAGCUUUAUCCUUAUUCUCAGAUCCGCAAAGCCUUCAGACUUAGCCUUAGGUUGCAGCAACUGCAUGCAAAGACGCCGCAACAGCCAAUAGCGGCUACCGAUUGGGAGGCCCUCCUGUACACUGUCUGCGGAAGCAGCAUGCCCCAAGAUGCCACAGAAGAUAAAGCCCAACCUCCAGCACAAGAAAGAAGCAGCAAUCAAAUGAAUUCAAGGGAGCCCAAGCAACCAACUUUGGUGGGCUGCUGCGUGAUUCUACCGAUGCAGGUGCUUCUCCCUUUGGCCCUACAGCGGGAGCUGCAACAGAAAGAAAAAAAGAAGAGGGCGACCCGCAGGUCGUAUCUCUGGGAGCGCGACCCUCCAAAGCUCCAAAACCAAAAGAAGGGCAAACAGUUUAAUAAUAGUGCACAAGUGCGUGGCCUGUUCAAUGUGCCGCUGAGGCGACUGCCUGCUGGCCCCGAGGAGCUGCACGCACGUUGCCGGCUCGGUUGCGCAGAAGGAAUUCGGGCGCUGAGCCUGACGCUGCCAGAAGCGGCUGCAUUGGAUGUUGGAGUCCUGCAGCGUCAGCGGGGAAUUUUGAGAGUUUCUGUCUUCGACGAAUUUCUGCAACAACCCAACACCAACAACCCCUACACACCCUGGGAUUUUCCUGAACCCUCAGAAACGACAAACCCUAAAGUACUGCUCGGGUCUCUCCAACUCCCGUGGAGCUCUGUUGUUUCCUCUGCAGCAAAGGCUGCAGCAAAAGGAGUUGAGCCUGCUGCUGCGGCCAAUCGCCGCCAUCCGCAAACAGACCGCCACCAUCAGCAGCAGCAGAAGUUGUUUCAUGAAAUCCUUGAUGUUGCUGCUGACGGCACUUGCUGUCUUUGCCUUUUAAACGGUUGCUUCCGCCUGCAGCAGCCCAAAGGCCUUCUCACCCAUAUCCACCUUUCCCGGCCCCGCACACCCAACAUACCCACAGGUUUCCUGCUGCAGAUGCAUCAGCAGCAACAGCUGCAAGGGCCGGUGCUGCUGCAGCAUUUCGCAGCAACUCCUUUUGACUUGUUCGUGUCUCUUAAACUGGAAAUACGAGGGCCUGUCAGAGCUAUCUGCGGCAGCAUACCCCGCACGUUAAUGCCUGAAGAGAUAUGGAAGAAGCUGGAAGCGGAGAAAAAGGAGGAAGAACAACGUCUAAAGCAGGACCUGCAACAGCAGCAGGUGCAGCAGCGGCAGGCGCAGCAGGCGACACCGCCGGAGCAGCCCGCGGAUGAGGAUGGGCCGGAUCUAUGCCAGCAGCCGGAGCAGCACCUUGAGCAGCAGAAGCUGCUACAGAUGCAGCCUGGGAAGGAGUGGGGGGAAGAUAAAGGUUUGAUUGAUGCUGACAAGGAGUGGAGGCAGAAAGUCGGUCGGCAGCCGACACUGCAGGCCGACCUGAAAUUCUUCUUAGAUUGUUCUUGUUUCAACAAUGUCGGGGCCGAAUCCGUUCUUCUAAUUGGCCUACGGAUGCCUCUCAAGUCCUACUUUGAUACAGUUUGUUGCUUCUCUUCCCAUGUUUUGCUUCAGGCAUGGACAGCUUCGGAAGAAGUUCCUGUCUGGUUGACAGCACAGCAGCUGCUUCAGGUUGGCUGCAGUUCUCCUCAGGGGCAUUCUUUGCUGCUUUGUUCCUUCUUCAACGGGCUGGACAACUGCAUGCAGACGCAGGCCUUGUCAUUCGUUGCGGUUGGAGAUGUGGUGGGGCGGGGCGAGCAGUACUUCGUUUUGCGGCUGUCUCCGUCAGCGGCAGCACAGCUUUGGGAUCCGCUGACAGGGGAGGUUUUGAACCUCAGCAGCAGCAACUUGACGACUUCCCCCUCUGCUCUUCCUCCGGAACAGCAACAGCAGCAGCUGCUGCUGCAACUGCAGCGCUGGACCGAGGAGCUAGAGGUGCUGGCAGCCCUCAAGCAUUCAAACGCUGAGGCCCAUGCACUACAACAGCAGCUUGCUGCUGUCCUUCCGCUUGCAGAGGCCUUUGCAGCGGCGCAGCACCGCAGCCUGCAGGAUCUGCAACAGGAGCAGCAGCAGCAGCAGUGGUUGGGGCAGAUGGCUACAGACGAGCAGCUGGAAGGUGAAGCCGUAGUGAAUAAGGUGCUGCUGCUCGAGGCAGGCCUGGCUGAGGUGCAGCAGAAAAUGGGUUUGCUGCUGCAACGUUGGCAACAAUUGCAUGCAGCAGCAGACCUCCCUUUUCCCUUCUUGCUUGGUGGCAGGCAACAACAAAACAGAGAAGGGGUUUGGCCAAUCUCUUCCCUAUCUUUGCUCGUUGGCAUGCAAAAUGCAUACAUCAACUUGCAGCCCAUGCGGUGUCUCAAUAGCUGGGAGACCCCCACAAGUGCCCGUGCAGCAGCAGCUGCUGCUGCUGCAGGAACAACUGGAGGUUUCACGCCUGAACUUUCUGUUGAUGGAAUAACGGAAGAAGAAGGCAUAAGGAAACGCGUGCAGGAGAAACUGCAGCAGAAACGCAAACGGAGGUGUUUUGGAGUGCCAGCCCUCAUUGAAGCUGCCAGAAAUCUUCUAAAAGAAUCGGAUACUUCCACUACUUGGAUUCGGCUGUCUCUUAGCUGCCUCGCUUUGCUUUCCUGCGGCAGAAUCCAGCACACGUGCAUGGAUCCUCAAAGCAUGCAGUGGAUUGUUAAGGUAACGAUGCAUGCUUUUGGUGCUUGGCUGUCUUUCUGUCCCUCUGUCUGUCUGUGUUUGUCUACCCGUUUGCUUCACGUUACUUCUGUAAUGUUCGGUGUAACACAACAACGUGAUCUGAUGCAGCAAGAUUUAAGUAACGAGCAAGCGGCAGACAAAACACUGCCACCAGCAAACGAGCAGCAGCCGCUGUUUUAUUCCUUAGGCGGAGGCGUGGUUCUACUUGAGGAAGGCCAAAGAAGAGAGGCAACAACCGCCUAUGAAAGCACUUUUAUAUCAACGGGGGGGCUCCAACCCCAAGGUACACCCGCGGCAGCAGCUGCUGCAGCUGCAAAAGCCGCUCAGGUGAUGGGACUGACCGGUGAAGAUGCCAAACGAGCGGCUUUACUACCACCCAUAGGAUGGGUCCGUCCAUUACCGCAGGCGCUGGACAUCACCGAAGCGGACCCUCGCACAACCGCUGGGUUGGAGCAGCAGCUGCAAAGAUCUCUUCAGCAGCUUAUAAGAAAUUGCUACAGUAGCAGCAGCAUAAGAAAAAGCGCCAGCAGCGUCUCCGACUGUGCCAGGAGAGAGUCCGGUGUAGAGGGCCCCCAAGUUGCUGGGGGAGCAGCAGGCCUUGACACGGACGCCAGUGCAAGUCCGGGUGAAGAAGUCGUGCAGUGUAUUGCAUUUGCGGAGGAGCCAGUAGCUGGGGUGUACGAGGUGUUGCGGCUAUACGAGGAGGUCAGGUGUACGUGCACUUGGUUUUCUCUGGCCUUCCCGUCUUCCCUGGGGAGGCAAGACCCAGGAGACAGCGGGUUGUUUGUAGCCAGUUCCACGAAUAGCAACGCGCAUGCAGCCAAUCCCCCUGCCUUUCUAACAUGCAAGCAGCACCUUGAGGAGGCUCUGCUAGAGGCCGUUUCUGCGGCAUUCCCUGGAAGGCAGCUGCAGGGCAUUGUCCUACACUUCAAGGAACUGAACCCGCACAAGCUGCUCGAACAAGUGCUGCACGCACAGGUAUUUGGGCCUGUACCGCAGCGCUCUGCAUGCACCAACAGCAUACGAGUAAAUAGCCGAGUUGGCUGUCUCGUUUUGAGGCUUUUUGCCUUCCCUUGUGGGCUUUACAGCGGCUGGCUGUUUGCCGGCACCAUUGACUGA
This is a messenger RNA of Eimeria maxima, 7437 nucleotides long. RefSeq lists its product as hypothetical. Gene Ontology annotation, biological process: protein localization to ciliary transition zone; non-motile cilium assembly. Gene Ontology annotation, cellular component: ciliary transition zone. Bases 1 to 7437 code for a protein of 2478 amino acids. The transcript has 16 exons. Lineage: Eukaryota; Apicomplexa; Conoidasida; Eucoccidiorida; Eimeriidae. The record is from RefSeq and is a predicted model, not a curated record.